AUGUCGUCUAUGCGAGGAUUGGUCCAGUUUAUCGCUGACUUGCGCAAUGCGAGAGCGCGGGAACUCGAAGAGAAGCGGGUGAACAAAGAAUUGGCAAAUAUCCGACAGAAGUUCAAGAGCGGUAGUCUCAACGGCUACCAGAAGAAGAAAUAUGUCUGCAAGCUGCUCUACGUGUACAUUCAGGGGUACGAUGUCGAUUUCGGGCACUUGGAGGCCGUCAACCUCAUCUCGUCGAGCAAAUACUCGGAGAAGCAGAUCGGCUAUCUGGCUGUCACCCUGUUCCUGCAUGAACAACACGAGCUGCUGCACCUGGUUGUGAACAGCAUCCGCAAGGACCUACUGGACUAUAAUGAGUUGAAUAAUUGUUUAGCGUUGCAUGCGGUCGCCAACGUCGGUGGCAGAGAAAUGGGAGAGGCCCUGGCAACGGAUGUGCACCGGUUACUGAUCUCGCCGACCUCCAAGGCGUUUGUUAAGAAGAAGGCCGCUUUGACCCUCCUCCGACUAUACCGCAAAUACCCCGGGAUUGUACAGAACGAAUGGGCCGAGCGCAUAAUCUCGUUGAUGGACGACCCGGACAUGGGUGUCACUUUGUCAGUAACGUCGCUCGUCAUGGCAUUGGCACAGGAUAUGCCCGACGAGUACCGCGGAAGCGCCGUGAAAGCUGCUCUACGUCUGAAGAAGGUCGUGGUGGAUAAUGACGUUGCGCCUGAUUAUCUCUACUACCGCGUGCCAUGCCCGUGGAUCCAGGUCAAAUUCCUGCGCUUGCUACAAUACUACCCGCCAUCGGAUGACAGCCAUGUUCGUGAAAUUAUUCGUGAAUCUCUGCAACAGAUCAUGCAUGUAGCCAUGGACACUCCGAAAAACGUGCAACAAAACAAUGCGCAAAAUGCAGUGCUCUUCGAAGCUAUCAAUCUGCUGAUUCACCUCGACACUGAGCACGGCCUUAUGAUGCAGAUCUCGACUCGCUUAGGAAAAUACAUCCAGUCUAGGGAAACUAACGUGCGGUAUCUGGGCUUGGAAGCCAUGACCCAUUUCGCCGCCCGGGCGGAAACCCUGGAUCCCAUCAAGAAGCAUCAGAACAUCAUUUUGGGGUCCCUGCGGGACCGGGACAUUAGUGUGCGACGCAAGGGUUUGGAUCUGAUUUACAGCAUGUGCGACACCACGAACGCGGGCCCGAUUGUGAAUGAGCUGUUACGCUACCUACAGACGGCCGAUUAUGCCAUCCGGGAGGAAAUGGUCCUCAAGGUUGCCAUUCUUACAGAGAAGUACGCAACCGAUGCGCAGUGGUACAUUGACAUGACCUUGAAACUUCUGUCUCUCGCAGGAGAUCAUGUCAACGAUGAAGUGUGGCAACGUGUUAUCCAGAUCGUGACAAACAACGAAGAGUUGCAGGCGUACGCGGCACUGACCCUGCUCAAUUACAUGAAGACGGAAUGCCAUGAGAGUCUAGUGAAAAUCGGAUGCUACGUCCUAGGCGAGUUCGGCCAUCUCAUUGCCGAUAACCAGGGGUCAAGCCCCAUCGAGCAGUUUUUGGCCUUGCAGGCGAAGAUGAUCACCAGCACCGACAACACGCGCGCAAUGAUCCUGUCGUCCUUUGUCAAAUUCGUCAACCUCUUCCCCGAGAUUAAACCGCAGCUCCUGCACAUAUUCCGUCUGUACAGUCAUUCCCCGGAUUCCGAGUUGCAGCAGCGUGCUUUCGAAUAUCUGUCGCUCGCGACGCUCCCCACCGACGAUCUUCUUCGGACGGUCUGUGAUGAGAUGCCGCCUUUCUCUGAGAGGGCCUCGAUCCUCCUGUCUCGCCUCCACCAGAGGACAGCCGGUACCAGCGACAAGAAGACUUGGGUUGUGGGUGGCAAGGACGCCAAUAUCGAUAAGAAGGAGGUCCUCAUGGCGCAGAACACGGGACUCAAGCGAUCCUUCACCACGAUCGUCAACGGCAACAAGACCGGAGCGAAUGGAAUGACUCCCACGGGGGCCUCGAGCGCGUCAGGUGACCUAGCGGGACUGGACCUCAGCGUUCCCUCAGCGCCGGCCCCCAAUAUGGCCAGCGCGGCACAUCUCACACCCGACUGGCACAUCGGGUACAACCGGUUGUACUUUGGAGAGGAGGGGGUGCUCUUCGAGGAUGCCCAGAUCCAGGUUGGGAUGCGGUCGGAGUAUCGUGGCCACUUGGGUGUGGUGAAGAUCUACCUGACCAACAAGGCAACAUUCCCACUCGGCUCGCUGACAACGACCCUGGACAAUAAGUCCGCGCCGAACCUGAAGUCGGACAGCAAGAGCAUCCCAGAGCCUUCGGUGCCGGCAUCGGGCCAAACGCAGCAGACCUUCUUCUUCGAGUCUCGGGGUCCCUUCUUCGAUGCGCCCACGAUCCGGAUCUCCUACCUGGCCGGUGCGCUGCAGGCUUACACCUUGCAGCUUCCGGUGCUGAUGCACCGGUACAUGGAGCCGUCGACGCUGCCUACGGAUGAGUUCUUCAAGCGAUGGAGGCAGAUCGGCGGGGGGCCGCUGGAGGCGCAGAGCACGUUCGGGGCCACUGCGAAAGCGAAGGACGUUGACGUGACAUUCACGCGAUGGCUUGUGCAGAGUCUCCGGUGGAAGAUCCUGGAUGGCGUGGACCCGAAUCCGGUCAAUAUUGUCGGAUGUGCGGUGUUCCAGUUCGCCGAUGGCAAAACGGGGUGUCUCCUGCGGUUGGAGCCCAAUUACGAGAAGCGGAUGUAUCGGGUGACCAUUCGGGCAACCAAAGAACUCGUUCCCCAGGCGCUGGCCAAGCAGAUGGAGCAGAGACUGUCUCAGGGACGACUGCGCGAAGACGUGUACACAGUUUAA
This is a messenger RNA of Aspergillus campestris IBT 28561, 2826 nucleotides long. Its product is annotated as AP-2 complex subunit alpha. Bases 1 to 2826 code for a protein of 941 amino acids. The transcript is spliced from 4 exons. Gene Ontology annotation, biological process: clathrin-dependent endocytosis; intracellular protein transport. Gene Ontology annotation, cellular component: membrane coat; AP-2 adaptor complex. The record is from RefSeq and is a predicted model, not a curated record. Lineage: Eukaryota; Fungi; Ascomycota; Eurotiomycetes; Eurotiales; Aspergillaceae. Gene Ontology annotation, molecular function: clathrin-cargo adaptor activity.